Messenger RNA from Candidula unifasciata, 348 nucleotides. The record is from the annotation of a GenBank genome assembly. NCBI's taxonomy places the organism in Eukaryota, Metazoa, Mollusca, Gastropoda, Stylommatophora, Geomitridae.
AUGAACUUCCUAAUAUGGGGUUGAGAUUCCGCUUGUAUGGACUGGAACGGAUGAGAAGAGAAAGAAUGAUCGGGGAAUCUAUCCUUGGAUUCGCGUCCUUGAACUUGGAGCAGGAAACUACACACUGGAUUGUUCUAGAACCAAGAAGCAACUUGAGUCAUGGUGACUCCGGCUUUGAUGUGUCGAGCCUAUCUCGGAGUGACAGUGGCUCCUCCACACAGUCUCUACAACAUGGAGGCAUGCCCGAACUACUCCUGGGUCUGGCAUACAAUGGAACCACAGGCCGUUUGUCAGUAGAAGUCAUCAAAGGAAGUAACUUCAGAAAUAUGGCAAUGAAUCGUGCACCAG